Stereum hirsutum FP-91666 SS1 is the source of this 1438-nucleotide messenger RNA. RefSeq names its product dihydrodipicolinate synthetase. NCBI's taxonomy places the organism in Eukaryota, Fungi, Basidiomycota, Agaricomycetes, Russulales, Stereaceae. Bases 41 to 1078 code for a protein of 345 amino acids. The transcript is spliced from 5 exons. Gene Ontology annotation, molecular function: 4-hydroxy-tetrahydrodipicolinate synthase activity. The record is from RefSeq and is a predicted model, not a curated record.
UUUCCUUCCUCACCGAUAUCUCCCAAUCGAAAUCAUUGCAAUGGCCGUCAACGGUACCAACGGUGUUCACCCUUCCCGUCCGCUAAAGGCCGGUAUCUACGCACCCAUCCCUACUUUCUUCCUCCCAGAGAGUGAAGACCUCGAUGUCCCUUCAUUCGAGAAACAUAUUUUGAAGCUUGCCGAGGCCGGAGUCGGGCCCCUCUUAGCUGGGUCGAUGGGCGAGGCUCUGCAUCUAUCGCACGAUGAGAGGUUGGUGCUCGUCAAGGCUGCCCGCAAGGUAUUGGACGGUGCUGGGUUCACUGAGGUACCGAUCAUCGCCGGUACAGGGGCAGGGAGCACGAGAGAAACCAUCCAGUUAUGCCACGAAGCAGCAGCGGCCGGCGUGGACUAUGCUAUCGUCAUUACCAGCGGGUACUACGCCGGUGCACUGGCAAAUAACAAGAAGGCUCUCAAGGAUUUCUUUGUUGAGGUAUCUGAGAAGAGUCCUAUACCCAUCAUGCUCUAUAACUACCCCGGAGCAAGUGGAGGCAUUGACUUGGACUCCGACCUUAUUACGGAGAUCGCGACCGAAUGCCCGAAUACGUGUGGAGUGAAGCUCACGUGCGGCAAUGUUGGAAAGCUCACACGUGUAUGUGCUACGGUUUCGCAACCUUCAUUCGCGUCUGCCCACCCACGCAAGAACUCGACCGCGCCUUUCUUGGUGCUUGGCGGUUUUAUCGAUUUCCUGGUCCCCUCCACGUUCGCGAAUGGCCACGGGGCCAUCACAGGACUGGCAAACCUCGCCCCAUACGCGAUCGUGAAACUCUUCAACCUUUCGCUAGCAGCGGUCACAGAUCCCUCUCAGCUUCCCGAGGCUCAAAGGUACCAGGGCGUCAUCGCUCGCGCCGACUACACCAUAGCGAAGUAUUCCAUCGCCGGUACGAAGUUCCUUCUGGAGAAGGUGUACGGUUAUGGUGGUGUUCCCCGGAAGCCGCUCCCACCCACCGAUCCCAAAGUGGCUGAGGCUCUCUGGAGUCAUGCGGAUGUAGAGGCGCUCAUUCAGCUGGAGCGGGAAGCUGGCGGGAAGCUGGCACACUGAUGGAAAUCCAUUCGUUGGCCGUCGUCUUUCGCUUCACGCUUUCAUGAUCUUCUAGAAUGCUUUUAUCUAUCAUCUAUUGUGACUAUACGCUGCACCCUGCCCGCCCCUGCCGCGCUCUUUUUUAUGACCUUACAGAAGCUUCCGCUUUCCGCUUUACUGUGCCUAGUGAGCGGACACGAAAGCUCUACACAAGAGAAGAUAUGAAACUGGUCCUAUUUUUGUCAUUCAACGUGUACAUCAUCGUAGCUACAUCCCCAGCUUUGAGGUCGAUCAGACCUCGGGCAUGAUUAGAAUAGUGCUUAGCCCUGGUCCGUGAUGGGUCCGAUGUAUGACCGUACACACCUUUUCAACAUGCGUGCC